AUGCCCGAUUCAUUGAGCUUGCAGAACAAAGUUGCAAUUGUGACUGGCUCCGGCCGUGAGAAUGGCAUCGGCGCCGGAAUCGCUCUCGCUCUCGCUCGCAAUGGCGCAUCCGUUGUCGUUCAUUAUGUUUCAGACUCGGUAGAACAUCGUGCAAGUCAAGUGUGUGAGACGCUACGUGAAGCCGGAGGUCAAGCUAUUGCCGUGCAGGCGGCUCUCGAUACGAUCGAAGGUGCCCAUCACCUCGUCAGCAAGACCCUCGAAGGCUUGGAUACCAAUCACAUUGAUAUCUUAGUCAACAACGCCGGCAUUGCUUACUUUUCCGCCAUCACGGAGGACCUGGAGGUGAAACAGUUGGCUGAUGUAUUUCACGUCAAUGUGCUUGGUCCGUUUUACAUGGUACAUGCGGUUCUUCCACAUAUGCCUCGCGGCGGCCGCAUCAUCAAUAUUAGCUCAACAAAUUCCAAGAGAGGAAACGUCAAUGUCUCUACAUAUGCGGCGUCCAAGGCAGCUCUGGACAGCCUGACCUGGACCUGGGCUGGUGAGCUUGGCCGGACCAGAGGCAUCACCGUCAACUCCAUCGCGCCCGGCCCCGUGCUGACCGACCUCUACCCUAAAGGCCACGAGCAAGCGCUUAUGGAGACCGAGAUUGCGCUGACAAGAGCCGAAGACCGAGCCGGGACGCCGGCUGAUAUCGGCGACGCUGUUUUACUGCUGGUGAAUGAAAGGGCGAGAUGGAUUACCGGCCAGUAUAUUUCUCUAUUUCUCGAAGCCGAGUUCCAUCGCGGGAUGCACGCAUGUAUACACUUCAUCUACAACUCGAAAGACGCCUCGUGCCGGCCUCGAGAUACCAACCUUGGCAUUGAGGCCUCUCUCGACGACUACCCCCUCCCGUUGAUGCGCAAGGAUGCGGCCGAGCGACUGAUCAUUGUCGUCCGCCGGCUCCUGCAACAGGCGAACCCGCAUGCCGCCCUGAGCAUCUACACCGUGCUCAUUGGGUGGUACACCCUCGACGAGGUGAACUCGGGAGAGCUGCUGGCCGAGAUCCUCGACCACGGCAGCGUCCCCGACAGCCUGCUCGCCGCACGCGUGUACAUUGAGAACGCCAAAGCCGUCGCCCGUCGCGAAACCUUCGAGGUGGCGCGGAUCCUCAUCUCCGAGGCGAAGAGCGCCGUCGCGCACCUCGGCGAGCGCAGCGCCCGCGCCGACGAGCUGCGGCUCCUCGACGCCCAGAUGGCCUUCAUCGCGCUCGGCGGCCUGGACGCGCUGUCCGGCCCGCUGGCCUCGGCCGUCAUCGAGGGCGAGUACGCGGCCAUGGUGCGUGACUUCACGCUCACCGCGCACUACAACCUCGCCGCCCGGGCCGUGACCGAGUACAUGGCCUGCACCGACUACAUCCGGCGGCCGACGCGCGUCGACGAGAUCUUGGCGCUGUCGGACGCGCUGGGCGCGGCGAGCGGCAACGCGGCGUACAUGUGGACGACGCGCCUGAUCGCGCUCGGCAGCGCGCCGCUGCAGGGCCAGGUCGCGCUCGGCCGCCAGGGCGUCUGGUGCCAGGCGUACCUCGAGCGGUACGCGGAGGCGGGCGCGUGGGAGGUGGCUCGAAGGUACGCGCUGUACUACAGCAUGUACUAUCACAAGGUCGGCGACUGGACGCGGCAGCUGCAGUGGUCCGUGGCCGCGCAGGAGCUGGAUGCCAAGAUCACCAACGACCCGCGGACGAGGCUGUCUGGCAUGUACCAGAUCUUCACCGUCAUGAUCCAGCGGCUGCAGAACCUGCCGGCUCCGGACGAUGACGAGGAGGAGGAGGAGGAGGAUGACGAGCUCGAGAUGGUGCAGCAGUAUGGCAUAGACGGCUUCGAGGCCUGCGAGGAGGCUGGCUUCAAAGAACUGGCUCACAGCUUCCUGGACAAGCUGUCCCACGUCGGCAUCGUCCCGGAGGCGCUCCUCGUCACGUCGUCGCAGGAGAGCGCGGCGCUGGCCGUGGCGCCGCUGGGCGAGCCCAAGAACAUGGAUGCCGACGAGCUGCUCGCGCUGUACAUGAAGCAGCGCGACCUGCUUGACCGACUGCUCGGGUACGACUGCGUUGAUCAGGCGUUUGAGCUGCACGACCAGCUAACCGCCCACCUGGAGCCCAUCUUCGAGGUGCUCCGGCACGGCACCGACCUGAAGCUGCGCGCGGGGGACUACGCGGCCGUGCAGAAUGCCAUGGACGUGCGGCUCUCCAAGGGCGUGCUGCGCGCCGACGCGGCGCGAGGUACCAACCACGACUAUCGCGAGCGCGCCCUGGCCAUCGUGCAGGCGGCGGCGGCCCGGAGCGGCGAGACGGGCCAGCUGGAGACACGGCGCGAGGCUCUGCUGGUGGCCGCGCAGUGGGCGUUCCGGAUGAAGGAACCGGGAUGGGGCCGGGUGGUGGUGGACCUGCUGCGACAAGCGGACGAUUGCAUGGAUGCGUCCCGGCGACACGUCACGGCGGCGUCGAGGCUGGAUGCGCUGGACCAGAAGCAGCACCUGGUGGCGAGCUACGGCCGCAGCGACGUCUACGUGUUCGGGUACAUGGUGAUGACGGCGCUCAAGGACACGGGCAGUGAGUCUCUGGCGUUGAUGAGCCCGGAGGACAGCGUCUCGGCGGAGGACGUCUGGACGUGGAUGCAGCGUGGCAAGGGCCGGAGCAUCAUGGACAUGCUCGAGGCUGCGGAGGAGCCGGCGCCCCCGGCUGCCGAUACCAGUAGCCCGGAUGACAAGGCACCGCCGUCGGACAAGGCGCCGCUCGCUGCCGAGUUCGACAUUGGCAUUUCCCUGCACGACGUGCAGUCCAUGGCCAGCGACUACGCCAUGAGCAAGACACCAGACACCGGCUCCUCCAUGAUCAUGGCCGACUGGUUCCUGACCAGCUCCCACAUCGACAUGGUCGUCGUCGACGCCGCCGGCCAGGUACACGUCGAGACGCUCGACUUCACCCUCGAAAACGCCAUGAAGAGCCUGCUGCGCCAGCCGUUCCGGCUACGCGGCGCCGCCGACGUCAAGUCUUGGCGGGAGGCGUACCUAGGCCGGCCCGAGUUCCUCGGCGAGCUGCUGACCGCGGAGGCGCUCGCCGAGCUCGACUGGCUGGUCGAGCCGCUGGCGCAUCACAGCAAGCCCGGUGACCUCCUGGUGCUCUGCCCGUCCGGCGCGCUGCACGGCUUGCCGCUGCACGCGCUGCCCGUAGACGGCCGGCCGCUGGUGGAGCGCAACCCGAUCAUAUACACGACGUCGCUAUCGCUGCUGUUCCGCUGCUACCAGAGCGCGAGCCGGCGCGAGGCGACGGCGCCACCCACGGCCGCAGUCUUUGGCGUCUACGGCAAGGCGGGCCGGGAGAAUGACGCAGGUUCCGGCGGCAAGUCUGACGAGGAGCGGCGAGUGGAGGAGACGCUCGAGUCCGUCUCAGGGCUGCUGCGCACCGAAGUGGACUACGACGUCUCGCCGGACGCCUUCGUGGACCGGUGCCGGGACCGACACCUCAUCCACUACCACGGGCACGCCGUCCUCGGCAAGGCGAGAAGCAAGCACGACGCGCGCUUCGGACAGUCGCUCCUCCUCGCCGGGCACCGCCGCCGCUCAUCGUCACCUUCACCUCCCGAGUCAGACGCGCUGCUGCAGUGGGACGACUCCAUCGACGACGCCCUGCUCCUCUCCGGCUCCGACACACCCGGGGGGCCGCCCCGCGCCGCCCGGCUCAGCGCCCGCGACAUGAUGACGCGCCUGACGCUUCCCGCCGCCCACGUCACGCUCAUCGCGUGCAGCUCGGCCUCGCAGGACUUCUCCGCGGGCGACGAGCCGCAGGGCCUGAUCCCCGUGCUGAUGCUGUGCGGCGCCACGUCGGUCCUCGGCACGCUGUGGCCGAUCCUCAGCGCCGACGGGCGCGCUUUCUCCGAGUGCUUCUACGCGGCGGCGUUCGGCAGCGAGAAGAUGCGGCCCGGCGAGGUGGUCAACCUGGCGCGCGCGGUGCAGCGGAGCGUGCUGGCGAUGAGGGCGAGGCGGCCGGAGCCGAUUCAUUGGGCGGGUUUCGUGCUGCACGGGGCGUGGUUUCAUAAGUGCUGA
Molecule: messenger RNA, 4077 nt
Organism: Cordyceps fumosorosea ARSEF 2679
Lineage: Eukaryota; Fungi; Ascomycota; Sordariomycetes; Hypocreales; Cordycipitaceae
Product: NAD(P)-binding domain protein
Exons: 4
Coding region: 1-4077 (1358 amino acids)
Molecular function (GO): oxidoreductase activity
Source: RefSeq, a predicted model, not a curated record